AGUUAUAUCAAUUUGCGAAGUUAUGGGGGCAUUUCUUCGUUAAUUUGUCCGAUUUGCAAAAAACGUAGAAACGAGGUUUGGGAAACCCGCCAGUUUAUUGCAAAUAUAAUUUAAUGAAAGACCAAAGCCAGAAAGGUUGUUUUGUGGGAUGUUGGUCCAGCAGUGUCCAAAUGAGCGUUUUUGGGGUCGAUCGGUCUGUGUCGGGGUGGUGUUGAGUGUUGGAUUCCUCGGAAAAGCGGCGUGUUUCCGGCAGUUUAAGGGUGUUGUGCCCCCUCCGCGAGUCGUGAUAUAAAAGUGUGAGUGGCGAGAAGCGCGUGAGUUUAGUUCGACAGCUAGAACGUAGCGUAGCUGACGGGUGCUGGCGGUGUCGUCGUCGUCGAGUCCGCGGCAAUGCAAGUGCCAAGUGCAUGUGCAGCAGGUGCAUAGUGAAGUGAGUGCGCUACUGAUGCCGGCUUAGCCCCCGGCUAUGGGCGUCAACUGGGCGGCGGCAGCGGCGUGGACGUUCUUCUACCUGGUGCAGGUGCGCUCCGCCGAGCGGGGCCUCAGCCUCUUCCGCGACCUGGGCCUUAGCGCGGCUCCGGACGUCGCCAAGAUCAACAUCAGCCACGACGAAUACACCAAGAUGAUGACUCUCUAUCUCGAUACGAGACAACAACACCAUUUCGCCAUUCCCGACCUGCUCACAUUCUACCCCGUGAAGAGGGACUGGUGGCCGCGUCUGAAGUUUCCCAUGCGCCCCCAGCGUGUGGAGGUGGAAGGCGCCCAACUCCACGUCCUUGCCCCCGCAACGGGCAACCAAACGUCCCUCCGCGUCCAAGUGACUCAAAUUCUGAGUGCGCGACGUCGUCGCGUUAUCGAAGAAAAACUGAUCCACCUGUCGCCAACUCUGCCAAAAUGGUGCGAAUUCGAAGUGACAAGUGCAGUGCAAUCUUGGCUGAACGGCGAGAGGAACCUAGGUUUAGAGUUAGUUUGCCCCGAGUGUAGAAAUAACUACUUGAAGCCGCUGCAAGCCGCUGUUAGUGCUUUAGUGCACCCCGAACACAGACGCUCAAAACGCGCAUCCCCUUACCAGUCCCUGCGUCGGACGGACUGCAGGAAGCUGCGGAAGGGGGCCCGGAGGGUCUGCUGCCGGCACGACAUGGAAGUGACCUUCUCCAAGCUGCGGUUCAUCGAAAUGGGGUCCAUUGUGCAGCCCAAGUCCUAUGACGCGGGGUUCUGCCAGGGACAGUGCCCCCCUAACUUCAACUACGCAACCAACCACUCCCGGAUACAGAGUCUCCUGCACCAGAUGGAGUGGAAGACAGGGAAGAGGAACCGCAGGGCGGUCCCCAAGGCCUGCUGCGCCCCCUCGAAGCUGGAGCCCCUCGAAAUACUGAGGGUUAACCCCAGCGACACCACGAAACUUAUCGUGGAGAAAUGGGAUAAUAUGCAAGUGGUAGAAUGCGCGUGUUCCUAGUACAGACAAUGCCAAAGACAUUUAGGAAAAAUUUACGGGUCAAUUUAGCAUUUCUGCAUCAAUUAUCAACUCUUAAGUUACUGUGAUAUUAAUUGUAUUCUAUUUAUCGAUCAUCUCUCAGUUAUUUAUAAUUUCUCAUCUAAAGUAGCCUAAAAGUAUUAUUUUAACUCAUCUUUUUAUAUUUAAUUUAAUGUUAAUGUAUUGAUGUACUGAUGAGUGAUGACGUUUACCAGUUUUGCA
Molecule: messenger RNA, 1696 nt
Organism: Tribolium castaneum (red flour beetle)
Lineage: Eukaryota; Metazoa; Arthropoda; Insecta; Coleoptera; Tenebrionidae
Gene: mav
Product: maverick
Exons: 3
Coding region: 467-1456 (329 amino acids)
Cellular component (GO): extracellular region
Molecular function (GO): growth factor activity; cytokine activity
Source: RefSeq, a predicted model, not a curated record